Messenger RNA from Corylus avellana, 509 nucleotides. The record is from RefSeq and is a predicted model, not a curated record. NCBI's taxonomy places the organism in Eukaryota, Viridiplantae, Streptophyta, Magnoliopsida, Fagales, Betulaceae.
UCCAUUGAAAAAGGACAUUUUUUGACAUGAAGGCAGAUAAGAAGCAGUUUGAAAAAAUCCUUUCCUACAUUGAGCAUGGCAAGAGAGAAGAAGCCACACUCUUAACUGGGGGCAAAUCCUUGCAUGAGAAGGGAUAUUACAUUGAGCCUGCAAUUUUCACAGAUUUCAAGGAAGAAAUACUUAUAGCAAAAGAUGAAAUAUAUGGGCCUGUUAUAUAUAUGGCUCUCGCCAAAACAAUUGAUGAGGCGAUUGAGAGGGCAAACAAUACUAGAUAUGGGCUAGCAGCGGGCAUUGUAACCUAUAACUUAAAUGUGGCUAACACUGUCUCAAGGUUAAUUCGUGCUGGCACCAUUUGGAUCAAUUGUUAUUUUGCUCUCAGCAAUGACUGCCAUUUUGGAGGGUAUAAAAUGAGUGGGUUUGGAAGUGGUUUUGGAUUGGAUGCCCUUUACAAGUAUCUUAAAGUUAAGUCGGUUGUUACUCCCCUUUACUUUGAAUUAUCUUUAGAGUAA